This is a messenger RNA of Dreissena polymorpha, 2504 nucleotides long. RefSeq names its product checkpoint protein HUS1-like. The transcript is spliced from 8 exons. Bases 90 to 947 code for a protein of 285 amino acids. Gene Ontology annotation, cellular component: checkpoint clamp complex; site of double-strand break; nucleolus. Gene Ontology annotation, biological process: mitotic intra-S DNA damage checkpoint signaling; double-strand break repair via homologous recombination; mitotic DNA replication checkpoint signaling. The record is from RefSeq and is a predicted model, not a curated record. NCBI's taxonomy places the organism in Eukaryota, Metazoa, Mollusca, Bivalvia, Myida, Dreissenidae.
AAGGGCGUGUUACUUUGGGGUUAUCUGCUCUUUGAACUCUUCAUUGCGCUAAAUUUCGAAAUAGUGAAAACCAAAGAAAAAAAAGAGAAAUGCGUUUCCGUGGAAAACUUGUUGAUAUCACCUGUAUUCAACACUUUACACGAGUUGUUACAACAAUAUCAAAACUGAUCAAGACCUGCGUUCUGAGAAUAACUCCUACUGCCCUGUAUUUAAUUCUGUCUGAGAAGGUAGUGAAUGGUGGAGUACAGAUUUGGUGUGAAUUACCACAGGGCCACUUCUUUGAUGAAUAUGCCAUGGAAGGUGUAUCGGCAGAGGAAAAUGAGAUCUAUCUGGAGCUUGCCCCAGAGAACCUGGUGAAGGCCCUUAAGACGGCGCAGACCGCAAAGUGGGUCAAGGUGAAGCUCACCAAGAAACACGCGCCUUGCAUCACCAUCGAGGUGGAUUUGCCAACAUUGGGUGCCCAUUCCCGUGUGGUGGUGCAUGACAUACCAGUGUCUGUGGUUCCCAGGAGACUGUGGACAGAGUACCAGGAACCGGAAGUACCUAACUUUGAUGUCAGCAUAGUGAUGCCACAGAUUAAAGUCCUGAAGAAUGUCAUUGAAAAGAUGAAAAACCUUAGCAACACCUUGCUUCUCUCAGCCAAUCACCAGGGAGAGUUCAAGGUUUCUGUAGAAACAGACAUGGUGUCUGUCAGCACACACUUUCAAGACCUGCUUAACCCAGCAUCAGGCAAUGGGGGUGCACCACAGCAGCUAAAUCCCAGCAUGGAUCCUGAGGAGUUUGCAGAGGUACGAAUCGACAUCAGGAGGUUUGCUCAGUUUCUGUCGGGUCAGCAAGUCAGCCCCAAUCGUGUUAUAUGCAAUAUUGUUGACAACAAAGUGGUGCAUUUCUAUUUGAUGAAUGACGACGUUUCCCUGCAGUAUUUCAUGCCUGUAAUGGUAGUAUGAGGAAUUUAAGUGGACACUGGCAGUGAUAAGCCACCAUUGUUUUACUGUUGUAUAGUGCUAUUGUUGGUUCUCAUGUGACCCAUGGGGCCUUCUUAGUGUUUUCUUUGAUGUUUGAGGAAGUGAUUUUACUCUUCAGACCAGACAAAGAUUAGACAUAUAUACUCCUUUGUAAUCCAUUUUUCAUUCACGUGUCUGUUAACGUGUCUGUUAACAGCAAAAUCACCAAAGAGAGAUAAAUCUUGAGAUAAGAUCAACAUUUACAUUGUGUCGAUAGAUAAACAUAGAUAUGAUUGCAACUGGAAACAAAAUUGAUACACACCUUAAAUGGACUGUUAAAAUUCUGUAUCCUCAAAGUUUGAUAUACAUUUAAAACCUGAUCUUUAAAAGGACAAAAGUAAGCAUAUGUAGAGAAUCAUCCAUAUAUAUCAUGGAUAACAGGAAAAUUAAACAAAUGGACAAUAAUAUAAAACUUAUUUACCUAACAUGAGUAUUGUAGAAGAUCUUAACACAGUAAGGAACCUUAAAGCACAUGCAUGAAGCCCCCUUUACCCUGGUUCAGGGCUAUUAUCAGAUGAAGUUACAUAUUGAUUUUAGAGGAAGUGGUUUAGCAAUCGUUUGUUCUUAUGUGACCAACAAGGCUUUCUCUACCGUUCCUUUGAUGGUAAUGAAAGUGAUUUUUCACUGCAGAUAAUUGACAAUUCAGCCACUAAUGUUACAUAUAUAAACAUGUAAGUAGUGAUGUUGUUCAUUAACAUAUGAUUUAAUUGCAUUUUAAACUGUUUCAUUAAUGUAAAAGGAAAUGAUUGUCUGCAUUAAAUGGGGAAAAAAACUACCCUUCAAGGAGAUGAAUAAUGUUGAUAAUGUGAUGACAGUGAGAUGAAAGAUGAAAAUACAAUGUAUUUAAGGAAAUAUGAGGGUUUAUUACUCUUAUUAGAACAUCAAAUUUGAUGACAGUUGAUGAAUGACUUUAAGGAAGAGUGACGUAGUUUUCCCAUAGUUUUGGUUUGUAUUCCUCAUUGAAUGAGCUGUGAUGUGAAAACUUGUGUAAAUGAGAGAUGAUGUUUACAAAAUAGUAAACAUUGACCAGGAAGUAAAAAAUGACUUGAGAAACUGGAUGUUAAAGAGACGUGUCCACAGUUUGGCAAAAUGACAAAUGAAACACUUUGUCAUAGAUUCAGAAAAUAACAUAUGUAUUUUAUUUAAACAGGCAGAUCAAAUAUCCAGAAAUAAAAAAAUCUAAAAAAAUAAACGUUUUAUUGAUAAUCAUCAUUUAAUUAUUGAUGUCACAGACUGUUGAUUAAGUUUCCAUACCUUAUGACAGCAAGUAAAAUGUGUACAUGAUAUAGCCAUUACAUAAUAUGCCAUGUUUAACAGGGACUUACCAGUUGAUGUUUUCAACAAUACUUGACUGGUUUCAGACAGGAGUGAGGAUGCACAUUGUUCUGAUAUUAUAGUAGUGUUCUUACACUUUACCAAUAGUGCUUUUAUAUAGCUAUUCUGUCACUAAUGUGUAUGUUCCAGUAUUUUGUUUGAAAUUAAAACUAUAAUAGCUCAAAA